Scedosporium apiospermum is the source of this 1311-nucleotide messenger RNA. RefSeq lists its product as uncharacterized. Gene Ontology annotation, molecular function: protein dimerization activity. The transcript is spliced from 2 exons. The coding region runs from base 1 to 1311 and encodes 436 amino acids. Lineage: Eukaryota; Fungi; Ascomycota; Sordariomycetes; Microascales; Microascaceae. The record is from RefSeq and is a predicted model, not a curated record.
AUGACGAACCAAGACCCCAAUACCAUGUUCGGUCUGGAAGACACAAGCAGCCAGGCUCCUUCUUCAGUCUUCAACAACGACAACAACAGCACCAACAACAGCCUCCCCGAUAGCGUCACACCCCAAGUGAACCCCCAACUUCCGCAAACAGAAUCAAGAACUGCCGAUCCUUCUACUAAUAGUUCUUUCUCGAACGACGAAUCGCGAUCGUACUUUAGCACGAACCCUAAUUGGCCGUUCGAUCCCUCAACCGCUGCAGACCAAGCCUCCGAACAACUAUUUCAUAACCCUUCUUGGGCCGUUAGUCAACAAGGCGUUGCCUCGGCCCCCAUAUUUCCAAAUCCCAUGACAGGUGGACAAAAUCCUGGCCAAAUAACCGCUCACGGCCAGACUAGGAAUCCGAAUGACGUUUUGAGCCUACCUCCUGGUUCGCUCGGCAACCUCACGCCCGCUCAACAAGAAGCCCUCCGAAACAUAGCUAUGCCAUCGCACAUCCAGUUCCAGUCGACGAGCACCGAUCAGCCGCUCGAGUCCCCCAACAGCCUGAGGCGCGGCGGGGCCUCGUCGCCCGAGAACGACGGCACAAGACUACCGACCAGGAAGCGGAAGUCGUCGGCCGAUGUCGACGAAGAAGAAGAAGAAGACGAUGACGGCAAUCAGCCCGUCAAGAAGACGGCGCACAACAUGAUCGAGAAGAGGUAUCGGACAAACUUGAAUGACAAGAUCGCUGCCCUUCGAGAUAGCGUACCGAGCUUGCGCAUCAUGUCGAAGAGCGCGAGGGGCGAAGAUACGACAGAAGAUCGAGAAGAACUACACGGCCUCACACCAGCCCACAAGCUUAACAAGGCUACGGUCUUGAGCAAAGCAACCGAGUACAUCCGACACCUAGAAAAGAGGAAUAACCGUCUACUAGAUGAGAACCAUGCCAUGCAACAACGAAUAGCGGCUUUUGAGAAGCUGUUCAUGGCGGGAGCGAUGAACGGCGCCAUUAGCCCUCUACAACAGCCGCCGCCGAUGCAAUACCCUCCGCAAGAGAACCAGCCUUUCAUGCCCCCGCCGAUCAACAACCAAAAUACAACGGAGGCUUCUCCGGCGGGCAUGAUCCAGGUCCCCGAGGACAUGAAGCGAAUUCUCCAAGCGCAAAUGAACGGACAGCCAUAUCCGGUACCGCAGCAGCCGUACAACCCGAACCCGUCGAUUGUGCGACAACAGCAGAUUCAACAAAUGCAACAGAUGCAGCAAAAUCGGUGGCGGAAUCAAGCACCUUAUCUCGGCAAGCUCAUGGUUGGGUCCCUUGCGGGGCUCAUGUAG